Eucalyptus grandis is the source of this 453-nucleotide messenger RNA. RefSeq names its product probable LRR receptor-like serine/threonine-protein kinase At3g47570. Gene Ontology annotation, biological process: protein phosphorylation. The coding region runs from base 1 to 453 and encodes 150 amino acids. The transcript has a single exon. Gene Ontology annotation, molecular function: ATP binding; protein kinase activity. NCBI's taxonomy places the organism in Eukaryota, Viridiplantae, Streptophyta, Magnoliopsida, Myrtales, Myrtaceae. The record is from RefSeq and is a predicted model, not a curated record.
AUGGCUUUUAUUGCAGCUUUUAUAUAUCUUUGCUGGGUGAAGAAGAAAGUAAAUGAACCGGUUUCAAGCUCAAUGGAUGAUUCAUGUAUGAAUGUAUCUUACGGGACACUCUUAAAAGCAACUGAAGGUUUUUCUUCGGCAAAUUUGAUCGGUGUUGGAAGCUUUGGGUCAGUUUACAAGGGGAUACUUGAGGAUAAUGGAACGAUUGUUGCCGUGAAAGUGCUUCAUUUAGUUCGUCAUGGUGCUUUGAAGAGCUUUAUAGUCGAGUGCGAGGCAUUUAAGAAUGUCAAACAUCGAAAUCUUUUGAAGUUGCUAACAAUUUUCUCUAGUAGUGAUUAUCAAGGAAUUGAUUUUAAGGCCUUAGUCUACGAAUUCAUGGACAAUGGAAGCUUGGAACAGUGGCUACACUCAUACACGACAUCAUCUCAUGAUAAUAUGCUCCCGAAAAGUUGA